GUGUAGUUCGGGGUCGGGAGAGCUCCGGGUACAUCUCCAUGAAUAACUUAAAUGACCCCCCAAAUUGGAAUAUCCGACCUAAUUCCAGGGCUGACGGGGGUGAUGGAAGCAGAUGGAAUUAUGCCCUGUUGGUUCCAAUGCUGGGAUUGGCUGCUUUUCGUUGGAUUUGGUCCAGGGAGUCCCAGAAAGAAGUAGAAAAAGAGAGAGAAGCGUACCGUCAGAGAACAGCUGCUUUCCAGCGGGAUCUCGAAGCCAAGUACCACGCGGUGAUCUCAGAGAACCGGCGCGCCGUGGCUCACUUGUCUUUGGAGCUCGAGAAGGAGCAGCACAGAGUGGCUAGUUACCGAGAAGCACUUAUCUCUCAGGGGCGCAGGUUGGUAGAAGAAAGGAAGCUUCUGGAACAGGAGCGGGCUCAGGUCAUGCAAGAAAAGAGACAGUUGCAGCCUCUGAGCAGUGCGUAUCUGAGCUUCCUGGAGAAGGAGGACGACUGGCAGAGGAGGGCCAGGCUUGUGCUGAAGGAGUUCGAGGAUGCCCUGACGGAGAGACAGAACAUCUACUGCAGCCUGGUCCUCCCUCGCGGCAGGCGGCUGGAAAUCGAGAAGAACUUACUGGUCCGAGCGUCCACGGACCCGGUAGCCGCGGAGCUGCAGGUGGCGGCCGGCCUGACCGACAUAUUCCAGCACGACACCCACUGCGGCGGCAUCUGGAACACCAGCCGGCGCCGGAAUGGCAGACUCAUGUGGCUGUAUCUCAGGUACUGGGAGCUGAGCGCCGAGCUGAGGAAGCGUCAGCGGGUCGAGGCCGCCAUCCUGGGGGACUGGCCGGAGCCCCGCACGCCUCCGGCAACGCCCUGA
This is a messenger RNA of Lontra canadensis (Northern American river otter), 854 nucleotides long. It is a transcript of the gene CCDC127, whose product is annotated as coiled-coil domain containing 127. The transcript is spliced from 3 exons. Bases 39 to 854 code for a protein of 271 amino acids. NCBI's taxonomy places the organism in Eukaryota, Metazoa, Chordata, Mammalia, Carnivora, Mustelidae. The record is from RefSeq and is a predicted model, not a curated record.